This is a messenger RNA of Penicillium coprophilum, 726 nucleotides long. RefSeq lists its product as uncharacterized. Bases 1 to 726 code for a protein of 241 amino acids. The record is from RefSeq and is a predicted model, not a curated record. The transcript has 3 exons. NCBI's taxonomy places the organism in Eukaryota, Fungi, Ascomycota, Eurotiomycetes, Eurotiales, Aspergillaceae. Gene Ontology annotation, biological process: peptidyl-glutamate ADP-deribosylation.
AUGUCUGACGCAAGUGAUGACCAGGCUGCGGCGAUCGAACACACCGAUAGCGAUGAGUCGUUAAUCUUGAUGACCUCGUCGCCGCCUGCUGUAGCCGACUUUGUCCAGGAGACCCCCGGCGACCUAUUCGACGCCCCCAACGGCGCUGCUCUUAUUCAUGCGUGCAACUGCCAAGGCAUCUGGGGUGCAGGCAUUGCCCGUGCAUUUCAUGAGCGGUAUCCCGCCGCUUACGAAAUAUAUCGCAAGCACUGUCUCAAUUACCGCGAUCACCCAGUCACCGACGUGAUCACCGAUCUACGCGAUGAGGACUCGCAGCCUUCUCUCGUUGUUCACCGUCCCCUCGGCACCGCACUCAUGAUCCCACCCCAGCAGAGUGACUUCCUACUACACCGCCGUCGCCAUUGGAUAAUUUGUCUCUUCACUUCGGAGCAUUAUGGCAGCCGCGUGGAUCCAGAAUACAUGGUUGUCAAUAAUACUUUUGCUGCCCUACAACACCUGAGUGAACAACUACGAGUUUCUCUCCAUCAGGGCUCUGAAAGCAGGAAUGAGCGACCACAGAGGCUCUACUCCAAUCGAUUCUGCACUGGUUUGUUCAAAGUUCCCUGGGACCGCAUUCGUAAGUUGAUCGAUACGGUCGGUCUGCACAUCAAUGUGUACCACCCCUUUGAGGCCAGUAAUCGCCGCGCUCGUCCUGUUCGCGUGGUGCGUCCCAGCGAGAUCGACUAG